AACGAACGUAGCGGUGUAACGUACGUUCAAAGUUUGAAAUUCAUACGUUGGUAACGUCAUCUAAGUAACGUUACACUGCUUAAAUAUGAGUAACUACUGUACCGUAGAGUAUUGUAUUUUUUUUCAGUAUGUGUGUGUGACAUGCGCACACACAGCCAGCCAGCAGCGACCCACUGUCCGACACCGACACACCGUGAGGAAGGAGACCGACAGACAUAUCAACCGCCGCGGGGAUAUAAAUGAGACUGACUCGGCCUCAGACAGAGCAGGGACGGAGGGAAAGGGCUGUCAGACAAUGCCACAUUACUGCCGAGAAACACGGCGGUAAUUCAUGCUGGCUUUCAGAUAUAAAGCGUUUAGCAGUGAGUCGUGACUGUUGUUUUUUUUUUCUUUAAUUAUUUCCAAGAGGAUCGUCCGUUAAACAUCCUCCGGCCGUUAUGCCUCCUACUCAGAGCCUCCAAUCCAGCGGGCUGAGCCUCUCGGAAACAAGCAUGGGUAGGUUCCUUUAAGAGGAGGAAGAGGAAAUCCAUAAUCGUGACAGUGAUGCUGCUCAUUGUAUCCGUGCUGAUCCUCAUCUUCGGCCUGGCAGCGACUACCAGGACGCAGAACAUUACGGUGGGCGGCUACUACCCAGGACUCAUUCUGGGCCUCGGCUCUUUCCUGGGAAUUAUCGGCUCUCAUUUGAUAGAGAACAAGAGGCAGAUGUUAGUGGCAUCUAUUGUCUUCAUCAGUUUUGGAGUGGUUGCCGCCUUCUGCUGUGCGAUUGUAGACGGAGUUUUUGCUGCGAGGCAUAUUGACCUCAGGCCUCUGUAUGCCGGACGGUGUGAGUAUCACUCCAGUAAGACUGCAUCUGACAGUGACGUACCCUGCCAGUCAUCAUCGCGCACGUCCUGCAACCUGCGCGUGAAAAACAACACAUGUUACUGCUGCGACCUGUACAACUGUGGGAAAGAACAUCCUCUUAUGGGACUUCAGAAUAAAGAUGUUUUGAAAAAGUUUAGGAAAUCAUCCAUGAUUUGGAAGGCUAGCCGAGUAGAGGUGAUCGGAGGCUACCACGAAUACACAGAAGUCAAGAGCUGCAAAGACGUGGUGUACCUCUACCACCUUUUAUGGUCUGCCACCAUCCUCAACAUUGUGGCUCUUUUCUUGGGUAUCAUCACUGCAGCAGUGCUGGGAGGCUUCAAAGACAUGACACCAUCUACAACCACAGAGAGUGCAUCUGAACCGGAGGCCAUCUCAGCGCCCAUCCCCUCUGAGCCUCCUCCGCCCACCACCUCCCUCAACUCGUAUUACAACGCUGCCCCCUGCCUGCCGCCUUACUCUGCCUACGACGUGCAGGGCUCCUACAUGUUCGCUGACUCCUCAGGCCUGUCAGACGACUCCCAGUCUGGAGGCAGUCACUUGUGGCCCACGAUGGUCCCCCCGAAGUACUCCCCUCCUCACAACCAUCCCGACGAGAAGCCCCCGCCGUACAGCCCCUAAGAGUGCUCCGAGUGAGUGAGGAAGACACCUGAAACGGUAUCAGGUGUUGUCAAGAUGCUGAAUGAGCCGUGUCAAUGCACAACGUCUCCUCACAAUCGUCCAGAAAUGUGUUGUGGAAAAACAGAGGUAAGGAGGAGGAGGAGGAGGAAGGCCACAGAGCAUGCUAACUUUGAGUUCAGCCCCACCUAAAGGGAGCAAGUAUCUGUCUCCAGGGCACCACUCACACUCUUACCUGCACUGUGUGUGUGCACAUACAUCCAGAAAGAGACAACCUGUUUACACAUCUAUCUGCCUUAAUGCAAAAGGACUUCCAGCGCCGCAGCAAUUUGUCACCUGGAUUUAUUCUAUACAAGGUCAAAAACUCUCCGCCAGCUCGUGCAUUUUGUUCACAUCUCUUUACUGUAAAUGCUUCCUGCCUCAGAUGGUACAGAUGAUCACGUCCUCACUGUUCGCUUUGUGAGGAUCUGGACUGACGAGCACAGCUGUGACCCCUCUGUGAGAUGAAUGUUGAGUUAGAUAGAAACUUUUGGUGUCUUUCCCUGAGUUGACAGACAGCUAGAUCAUUAAAAACUGUAAAGCUUUAGGCACCGACAGUUAACUGCUAGUGUCGCUGUACAUUAUCAAAGGCAAAGUUAGCUGUAACGGAGGUAUUAAAUGCCCAUAAUGUAUGUACAGCAGUAUGAUAUACAGAUGCUCCUUUAGCACAGUUAAGCGUAAGGUAUUGUAAAACAGAUCAUGGUAUUUAUCUGCUGUUCAGUUCAUGUUAAACUAUCUCGAGCCAAUGUGUGGUGAACUACUACAGUAGUUGUUAAGGAAGGAUAAAAUUACACUCAUUAUUUAUUGUAUUUUCACUAAAUGCUGCAAAGCAGGUAAGCAUAUAUACUGUAUGUCUCUCUUUGUAAUUAGUAAUAAUUAUCACAUAUGAGCUGACAUGUCCCUUUGUAAAGAGUAAGCAGAGUGUGAACAGUCGGUGCUGGACUCACUGACAUGAUGGGAGAUCAUGAAAAACACAAGACUAAUACAAGAACUGGGAAGAGAACAAGAAACUGUGGUUUAAGUGUAACUUAGUCCAUGAAACUGUCUCUGUCAGCUUGAAUCGCUGCAUUUUAUAAUUUAAACUACACAUUCUCAGGGGCUGAUAAGUGUCAGUUCCUCUUUAUGUCUUGCCAUUAAAAUUUGUUUUGUGUAAUUGA
Messenger RNA from Thunnus maccoyii (southern bluefin tuna), 2675 nucleotides. RefSeq names its product transmembrane protein 255A (gene tmem255a). The record is from RefSeq and is a predicted model, not a curated record. NCBI's taxonomy places the organism in Eukaryota, Metazoa, Chordata, Actinopteri, Scombriformes, Scombridae. Bases 544 to 1482 code for a protein of 312 amino acids. The transcript is spliced from 10 exons.